This is a messenger RNA of Prorocentrum cordatum, 4245 nucleotides long. The record is from the annotation of a GenBank genome assembly. Lineage: Eukaryota; Dinophyceae; Prorocentrales; Prorocentraceae.
GACAGCAUGCUGGCCGUGGUGUCAUCGUCCGACCUGGUGCCGGGGGACGUGAUUCUAGUCCGCUACGCCGCGGACGAUCUCUGGCAUGAGCGUGUGCUGUGCUGGGCGCUGCCCGCCGACAAGAGCGGUGCCGUGCAUUGGGUGGUGGCAACGCCCGAUGGGGACAUGUAUGUGGAGACAAUCGAGGGGGGCAGUCCCGACGACAGCCCGGUGGAAUGGAUCCGCCCGGCGGCCGACGGACGCCUCCCUGCUGGUUUCCAGGACGCCGUGUACUCUUUCCAGCGUGGCGAGAUCGACGGGGCCCUCCUUGAGAAGUGCGUGAAGAAGGGUGCCACCAUGGCGUUGAAGGGCGCCAAGGAGCACGGCGAGGCCCCUGUCUCCAUGGCGCCGGGCGGACGGAGGGUGCCGAUCGAGGACGUCGUAGGCGUGGGGUUCGUGCAGCCGGCGCUCCGAGACGGUGUCCCUGACGUUGCAGAGUCGGGUGGAGGCGUGGUGGCAGGGAUUGCUACGCCUGGGACUGGCGUGUGGCGCGUGGUGGAAGAGGGCAACUCGUUGGGCUACGACGUGGGGCGUGAGGUGAAGCCCGUGAUGGUCUACAUCGGCUGCAAGGGCGUCUACUUGCCCGACGGCAAGGACGCGGUGUUCGUGGAGUUCAGUGACGAGGGCGAGGCUGACUUCGUCAAGAGAGUUGCACCGCGUCCUCGGCCCAAGGAGGCCCCAGCGCAGGACGCGCGCACGCUGGCCAUCAAGUUCAACCCGCAAGGCCGAAUGCGUGACUGGCGUGAUGUGGUCGACAGCUGCCAACAGGAAGACUUCGAGGACUUCCCUGUGAGCGGCCCCCGCAGCAUGAGCUGGUGCCUGCACUUCUUACGGCGGCGCCACACCCCUCUGGACCAUCACCUGAUGUUCCGCAGUACGUGCUCUCUGAAGCCUGAGCAGUGGGGCGUGGCCGAGCAUGAGACUUUGUUGCGCAUCAUCGAGCUCGCGGGGCAAUACGACCAAUUGGACGUGACGAACCUAGCGUGCAUGGAGGCGGCUGCACGCAGGGUGCAGACCAUCGAGUGGGCCUACCACGAUAAGAUCAGGGAGACCGACGCGGGUUCCACCUCGAGGCUGUCCAUCGAGGAGGCCACGGCCUUCUCGGGCCUCAGCCGUGCGGGGGACCUCAUGAUGGUGGCGCCCGCUCUCCUUGAGCACGCGAAGUUGCAAGUAGAGAAGGACGCGGCCAUCAUGAAGAACAUCAGGAAGGCCAAGGAGGAGAGGGAGCUGAGGAGGAAGGACAACAAGGGCAACAACAAGGACAAGGAGAAGGGGCGUCGCAUCCUGAGGCGCCAGGCCGUCGCCAGCUUAGCCAACCAGGCGAUCUACACCCUCAACGACUUGGCAGGCGCCGAGCGGGGGUCUUCCGUCUCGCAGCCUGGCGAGGGGCGGGCCCCGCACGUGGUAGUGCAGCGACGUGUAUAUGCGGCCGCCGCGGCGAUGGGCCCGCCGCCUGCUCUCUCGCCCUCGGGAGCCCUGCAGGAGCUCCGGGGGUGCACGGUGCACGAGGACGUCCAGUCCACCGUGGUGCCCUUCGACGACAUGAAGCGGCUGGUCGUCGACUGCCGCCGCUCCAACUGCUGGUUCUCGGCCGCCGACCCCGUCGAGCUCAGCGCGGGAGCUGGCCUCGGGAACCUAGAGGUGCCGGACGGGGCGCGGCUGCGCGUCGGCCACGUGGACAUCAAGGAUGCCUUCUACCACUUCGAGCUGCCGGAGCGCGUGCGCAACUUGUUCGCGCCGCCGGCGGCGCCGGCCUGGAUGGCUGGCCUUGCCGAGGUGGGCGGCGUGAUAGUGAGCCCGGGCACCCCUGUAUAUCCGCGGCUUCGAGUGCACCCCAUGGGUUGGCCACGCGCACUGCGGGUUUGUCAGACCUUGCAUCGCCGCAUCAUCCAGGACAUUCCGGGCCUCGAGCCGACCUCGUUUCUACACGGCCGAGGGCCAGCGCCUGCGACCACCCCCGCGUGCCACACCGUCUACGUUGACAAUUUUUUGGCGCUGGGCACCUGCCGAUCGACAGUCGAGCGGCUGGUGCGUCAGGAGGAGGUCCUUGGGUGGGAAAUCAACGGAAGACUGGGCUUCAUUCGACCGCGGCCUGAGCGUGCGUGGCGCAUACGUCUUGCGCUGGACGGCUUGCUAGAAUCGAGGAGGGUGUCCGCCCGCGACAUCGAGAAAGUUGUGGGGCACUGCACCUUCCUAGCCCUCCUCAGUCGGACGUCGCUCUCCAUCUUCCAGUCCGUCUACACCUUCAUCGCUCGUCAUCGCGACCACGGUACCGUGCCGCUCUGGGACUCUGUUCGCUGGGAGCUCGAGGCCUUCAGGAACGUCAUUCCCUUGAUUCGUUGUGAUUUUGGGGCUCCGUGGAGUUCGAAGGUUAUGGCAUCAGACGCUUCUUUCUGGGGCUACGGCGUCGUCUCACGGGACCUCCCUCCGGACACAGUUCAACAACUAGGGCGUGUCAGUGAACGGUGGCGGUUCUCGGGUAAGGCUCAGGUCAGAUCUCGUGAAGGGGUUCUGGGGCCUGACGGGGAGCUCGACAUCGGCGACUGGGUGAAGAAGGUGGAGGAGGACAGUCAGGAGAGGGAGGACGCCCUUUCGGAUCUGCCGGAGGUCUUGAAGGAGAGGGGGUGGGCGGUGCUGAUGAGCAAGAAAUGGGAGGUCCCCAUCUUCAACAUCGUUCAGGGAGAGGACGGUCAUCCGCUCGGCGUCUGCGCCGCUCUCCGAUCCGUGGCCGCCCAUGGCCUUGCCACGGGCGCGGUCUUCUCGGGCCGCUGGUUCCCCAGCCAGUGGAACCAUGCUGACGGGCCAUCGCGGGGCCUCGGCCACUCUGGGCACGGAGGCGCCUCUGCUGGCAAGGUCGACGCCCGGAGCGACCACUGCGCCGCGGGUGACAGCUGCGGCGCCGCGUGGGGGCCCGAGGUCGCCCGCGCUCACCUACCCAGUGCGGGCCUGCCCAGUGCUGGGUCGGCGACGGCCGAGGGUGUCCUCGCCGCCGAGCGCGGCAACGGCAGGCUCUUGGCCGGGCCCGCCGCCUUGGCGCCCGUCGGGCCCUGCGAGGCUCGGUCCGUCCGGACCGAAGCAGUGCGCCGACGCUAUUCGGAGUUCCUAGACGAGCUGGACCAGUGGCUCGGGCUCAGCGGCCUGAGUCGCAGGCCGUGCCCGAGCGGCCCCCUGGGUGCUGGGGCCGUGGGCCAGUUCGACCAGGACGUGAGCGACUGGAUGAACGAGCAGUACAUGGAGGGCUACGACCACUGGCGCGGGUCGAACCUGAUGGCGGCGAUCGCCUGGGCGGACCCUCGCCUGGGCCGCGUGGGGGGGCACGGGCUUCCCCUCUCGCGGCAGGCGCUGAAGGGCUGGCGAAACCUGACGCCGGCCGCCAGCCGCCUGCCGCUGCCAGCCGAGGUGGUGUUUGCCAUCGCGAUGGAGCUGAUGGUGAUGGACCGCUGGGACAUGGCCUUGUGCACCAUGCUGCCCCUCGUGUUCCUGAUGAGACCCGGCGACUGGAGGACGGUGCGCGUCGAGCACCUGGCGCCGCCUGCUGUGGGUGGCAGUCGCGGGCUCGCCCGCUGGAGCCUGGUGCUGCACCCUUUGGAGGACGAGGGCAGCCUGCCGAGCAAGACGGGGGAGUUCGACGAGUCGCUGCUGCUGGACCUGGACGAGGACCAGUGGCUAGCGCCGCUUUGCCAGCGUCUCGUGCUCGGCCGCGACCCGCAGGAGCCCCUGUUCGCUUUCAGCCAGGCCGAGUUCGCGCGGUGCUUCAAGAUGGCCGGCGCAAAGUUGCUGCUGCAGCGCCCUCCGCCGCCGUGCAUCCUGCGGCACUCGGGCGCCAGCCGCGACUUCGCCGAGCAGCGCAGGACGCUGGUCGGGACGCAGCGCCGGGGGAGGUGGCGCACAGACGCGAGCGCCAGGCGCUACGAGGGAGGGGGCAGGCUGGGCAGCGAGUUCGCCAAGCUGCCGCUCUGCCUCCAGGGCCAUGCACGCUGGUGCCUCAGGAUGCGGAUCUUCCUGGAGGUGUUCGCAGGCACUGCUCGGCUUGGCCGAGCGAUGGCGGCGCAGGGUUUUCACGUGCUUGCCUGGGAUGUGAAGUAUGGCGACCAGUACGAUCUCACCUCCCCUUCGAAGUCCAACGAUCUCGUCAUGGGGCUCAGAGGCCUGUCUGCAGCUGACCAGGCCAAAGUCGAUCUGGGAAACACCCUCGUGUCCUUCACC